Molecule: messenger RNA, 930 nt
Organism: Aspergillus ibericus CBS 121593
Lineage: Eukaryota; Fungi; Ascomycota; Eurotiomycetes; Eurotiales; Aspergillaceae
Gene: sec13
Product: GTPase-activating protein SEC13
Exons: 6
Coding region: 1-930 (309 amino acids)
Biological process (GO): COPII-coated vesicle budding; positive regulation of TOR signaling; protein import into nucleus
Cellular component (GO): COPII vesicle coat; nuclear pore outer ring
Molecular function (GO): protein binding; structural molecule activity
Source: RefSeq, a predicted model, not a curated record
AUGGCGGCUGCUCAAGUAAUUACCAAUUCUGGACACGAUGAGAUGAUUCACGAUGCCGGGCUGGAUUACUAUGGCCGCAGAUUGGCAACAUGCUCGUCGGACAAAACGAUAAAGAUCUUUGAGAUUGAAGGAGAGACACAUCGGUUGAUUGAGACCUUGAAAGGACAUGAAGGAGCAGUUUGGUGCGUGGCAUGGGCGCACCCUAAGUUCGGAACCAUUCUCGCCUCCUCGUCGUACGAUGGAAAGGUACUCAUCUGGCGCGAACAACACCAGAACGCUACGUCACCCGUUGGUGGCGGCGCUUGGACGAAGGUGUUCGACUUCUCUCUCCACACUGCCUCCGUGAACAUGGUCUCCUGGGCUCCGCACGAGAGUGGCUGCCUUCUAGCCUGCGCCUCUUCGGACGGACAUGUCAGCGUUCUCGAGUUCCGAGACAACAGCUGGACUCACCAGAUCUUCCACGCCCACGGUAUGGGCGUCAACUCUAUCAGCUGGGCACCUGCUGCCACCCCUGGCAGCUUGAUCAGCGCCAACCCCGGAUCGGGUCAACAGCGGAGAUUUGUCACCGGCGGAAGUGAUAAUCUGCUGAAGAUCUGGGACUACAGCCCGGAAACCAAGACCUACAACCUCACGCAGACUUUGGAAGGUCACUCCGACUGGGUUCGAGACGUCGCCUGGUCCCCUAGCAUUCUUUCUAAGUCCUACAUUGCCUCUGCCUCCCAAGAUAAAACAGUUCGGAUCUGGACCUCCGACGCAUCCAACCCUGGCCAGUGGACCAGCCAGCAACUCGAGUUUGAUACUGUCCUCUGGCGGGUCAGCUGGAGCCCUAGCGGAAACAUUCUUGCCGUCAGCGGCGGCGAUAACAAGGUCAGCCUGUGGAAAGAGAACCUCAAGGGGCAAUGGGAGAAGGUAAAGGAUAUUGAGGAGUAG